GAAGGACAAAACGUUUUGCGCGCCUGUACUUUUAGUUCUUAAACUUUUCAUCAAUUGGAUUAGAAAACAAUUCUCUUAUUUUAAGUUUAUUAAAAAAACUAACAAUGGAAGAAAAGAAACAGAAUUUAAAACGGCAAAUAGAGGAAAAAACUGAACUGCAAAAUAUUCUGUCAAAGCAAUUGAAGGAAAUUGCUACGAAAUACUUUGACUUGUUGAAGGAAAAUGAAGAAAAAGAGUUAAGUAUGACUUAUAAAAAUAAAGAUCGCGAGUUAUAUCAUCAGCUCCUGACAAAAGAAGCUGCAAAAUUAUUGGAACGAGAAAAUGCUUCCAUCAAUCAGAACUCUUUUGAGACACUUGAUAACACAGACAACAUGGACACAUUUGACUUUUCUUCACGUUACGAAAAUCUCAUCGGAAUGUUAAAACACUGCCGCGAAAAUUUUUCUGAGGAAGCCAUCGCCACAAAAACAGAAAAAGUUAAAAAGGACAUAGAAGAGGUUUUUGCUAAAUCAAUACGUCAGAAACAAUUAAAUGAAGAAAUGAAACAAGAGCUCCUCGAAGGAAAUGACAACUCAAAUGCAGUUACCUUGGCAAUGAAAAAAAAAGAACUCGAAAUGAUUUCAAACAAAGAAAAAUCGACAAAAACACGCAUACGAACUCUUAAAACUCGCUUGGACCAUAUAAAAAGUAAAAUUGAAAAGAAAGAAAAAGGGAAUCUUUUGAACUCAGCCAUUGAAUUGCCACCACUGGAACCUGAACAAUAUUUUUCCCAGCCCAUUGAAGAGGAUGCUGAACAUACAGCAAAACAAACAAAAGAUCCUAAAACUCAGUAAAUAGAACCUUAACUAACAAGGUUUGAAAUCUUGUUGAUGACGUUCAAAUAAAAUAGAAAAAUAAAAGAAAACUUGUA
Molecule: messenger RNA, 910 nt
Organism: Clunio marinus
Lineage: Eukaryota; Metazoa; Arthropoda; Insecta; Diptera; Chironomidae
Source: the annotation of a GenBank genome assembly